CGGCCAUAAACUUUGAAUACUGCAAAGAUCUCUCUCUCUCUCUCUCUCUCUGGUGCGGCCAUGGAUCUUCGUAAGAGCUCGAUAUUGAUUUUGAUCCUUACACUGUUGUCUCCCAGAACACUAUCAAUGCGAUACGAGCUUCGCUCCGGGCAAACGAAAUGCAUCUCCGAGGAUACUCACGCAAACUCCAUAAGCGUCGGCAAAUACUUCAUCGUAAACCCUAACGAAGGACAUCCUCUUCCUGAUUCCCACAAAAUCACCGUCAAGGUGAUGCCGGCAGAAGGGACGACGAUGAAGCACGAAGCCGAUAAUGUGGAGGCAGGGCAGUUCUCGUUUACUGCAUUCGAGACCGGGACUCACUACACGUGCAUCUCCGCCGUUGCUCAUAAGCCGGAGACGACGUUGACCGUUGAUUUUGAUUGGAGGUCUGGUGUUCACUCUGCUCACUCCAAGGAUUGGUCAAAACUAGCCAAGAAGAGUCAAGUCGAGAUGAUGGAGUUAUCGGUUAAGGGCUUAUUCGAAACUAUUAAUUCCAUCCACGAGGAGAUGUUUUAUCUCCGUAGAAGUGAAGAAGACAUGCUUGAACUGAAUAGAUCUACAAACUCGAAGAUGGCCUGGUUGAGUUUAUUGUCACUCGGUGUUUCUUUAUCUGUUGCUGGUCUCCAGUUUUGGCACUUGAAAUCUUUCUUUCAGAAGAAGAAACUCAUCUAAGUAAGUAAAGACCAUUAGAGAGAAACUAUUGCCUUGAGCAUACAACUUAAUUGAUAUACACUUUUUGUGAUGGUUAUUGAUGAUCUCUGGGAUUUCAGAAUUUGUGAUAUGUGUUGUUAUGAAUUGGAUAAGCCACAUUGAUCAGAUGGCAAAGAUUCCUUGUUCUUCUCAGUUCUCUUGAGAAUCUCCAUGAAGGAGAGUCUCUGGUUCAUGUUUACGUCCAAACAUUUGAUGAUAAUGCUGAAACAAACA
Thlaspi arvense is the source of this 963-nucleotide messenger RNA. The record is from the annotation of a GenBank genome assembly. Lineage: Eukaryota; Viridiplantae; Streptophyta; Magnoliopsida; Brassicales; Brassicaceae.